GGAGUCUUGGGAUCACGUCUUAGUUGAAAGUUGCGUUUGACGCUGCACACGACUUGUUCGCUUCACCUUCACGGUAUUAUUAUGGUACUUACAGGUGCAAGCUAAGCCGUCGCUAACGCUGUUAAGCAUGGCCUCUCGGACCGUGUGAAACUGCGGACUUACGCGACACCGCGUCUUUCUGCACACGCCUAUGCCAUCGGGGGCCUCGGACAACAGACUAUCUGCGCCUCCGCAUAGCAAUGAUAACGACAACGCGUUAUGGCACGACCUCGCACAUGAAUGCGCCCUCGGCGCGAUCUACGACUCCAACGAACGAUACCCGCACCCACAGUGUCUCCCCGGCACCCGCGCGCGCCUCCUCAGCACGCUGCGGCAGCGCGUCGGCCAGGACGACAGGAGGAUUAUAUGGCUCAGGGGGGCGUCGGGCUGCGGCAAGUCCGCCGUCGCGCACACGUUCGCCGAGCAGCUGAGAGCGGAGGGCUUGCUUGCUGCCACGUUUUUCUUUUCGCGUGGGCAUGCGAGGCGGAACAACGUCAGCCGGUUUUUGAUUACCGUUGCGUAUCAACUUGGUCUGCACGGCGCUGAUGCGCGUGAGGCUAUCGUCCGAGCCAUUGCUGAAGAUCCGGCGCUGCUCUCGACGGAGAAGUCGCGUCAAGAGCAGCUGGAGAAGCUCGUACUCGCCCCGCUGCAGCGACUCGCUCCUCACUGGAAAGACAAGUCCAUGUGCCUAGUACUAGACGAUGUCGACGAGGCGGAGACAACCGAAACGGGCCAAAUUGCACCGCUCGUGUCCCUGAUAGCCCAGCUCAUCCGCGAUCCCAGCGUCCCCAUCGCCCAUAUCAUACUCGCAAGCAGAGCAACGCCCGAAGUUGAAGCAGCGCUCACUCACC
Messenger RNA from Coniophora puteana RWD-64-598 SS2, 890 nucleotides. RefSeq lists its product as uncharacterized. The record is from RefSeq and is a predicted model, not a curated record. The annotation marks the transcript as partial. NCBI's taxonomy places the organism in Eukaryota, Fungi, Basidiomycota, Agaricomycetes, Boletales, Coniophoraceae. The transcript is spliced from 2 exons.